Messenger RNA from Manis pentadactyla (Chinese pangolin), 540 nucleotides. RefSeq lists its product as uncharacterized. Lineage: Eukaryota; Metazoa; Chordata; Mammalia; Pholidota; Manidae. The transcript has 2 exons. The record is from RefSeq and is a predicted model, not a curated record. The coding region runs from base 1 to 540 and encodes 179 amino acids.
AUGACUGAGCGCAGAAUCCCAGCUCAUCUAAUUGGGCGCGAAAAUACUUUUGGGGAAAAAGACACGGAGGACAGCCAUCCCUGGGCCGCAGUCCCAGAGCCUUCGCAGCCUCCUGCUGACCGCCCCCCACAGCCCCCCGCGGGAUCUGCUGCUCCCAGGCCGAGUCCCACACUCCAGAAACGGGGAGCGCCGGCCCAGCAGGGCCUCAGCCCCGGCACCGACUGGUUUUCCGUUGGUUCUCAUCCAUCGCCCACCUAUGGAACUCAGUCUGUCUGUCUGGGAAACGUGCCCAGCCCCGCAGCCCAGCCUUCUUGGGCGGCUGGUCCCUCGCCAGAGGUCAAGCUUGCAGAGCAGGCCCCGCGCAACCUGAGCGGGUCAGAGCGCAGCAGCCCCGGUCACCCAGGCGCGGGAGGCGGAGGGAGGGAGGGCCGGAGCCGGAGGAGCGGUCUGUGGGAGGGACGCUUGUCGGAGCCCCAGCCGCGCGGGAUGCGGCUCCAGGCCCGCCCCUCGCCGGGCCCCGCCUGCCGCCCUCGCCUCUAA